Amyelois transitella is the source of this 306-nucleotide messenger RNA. RefSeq names its product protein D7-like. The record is from RefSeq and is a predicted model, not a curated record. Lineage: Eukaryota; Metazoa; Arthropoda; Insecta; Lepidoptera; Pyralidae. The transcript has a single exon. The coding region runs from base 1 to 306 and encodes 101 amino acids.
AUGGAUGACCCUUUCGUUUCUUGUCCCUACGACUCGGCCCACAGGGUUCCCCGGUCGCGUAUUCAGGGACACAUUGUGAAGUGUCAGCAAAAGUGCCCUAACCUUCAUAUAUGCCCAUACAAUGCUACUCACAGGGGUACCGAAGCAGAAAUGAAGAUCCACAUCAAGGAUUGCCCUACUAAACUCGCCAUGUUCCCUGAAAACAGGCCCCCAAGGGUCACAGGUGAUCUGACAACUCCGAAACCAUUAUUACAAAAGGAGUACAUACCAGAAACUGAUCCUAAUCAUGAGAUUUGGGAUGAUUAG